This is a messenger RNA of Punica granatum (pomegranate), 2700 nucleotides long. NCBI's taxonomy places the organism in Eukaryota, Viridiplantae, Streptophyta, Magnoliopsida, Myrtales, Lythraceae. The record is from RefSeq and is a predicted model, not a curated record.
AUAGCCUUCCAACCUUUGUCUGCUGAUUGGUGAUUGCCCGAGAGGCCCAAGCCUCUGGUGCCAGGUGACCCGAAAUUUUGCAUGAAUCAAUCAAGCGCUCCGUCUUCCUCCUCCUUCACCUCUUCUUUUUAUCUCUUCCGAGGAGAGCUGCUGAUCCCUCCUGAAUCAUUGAAAAGGGCGGAAGGAUGAGGGGGGCUGUUCUUGCUGCUAUUGCUGCUGCUGUUGGUAAUCUACUCCAAGGAUGGGAUAACGCUACCAUUGCUGGGGCCGUCCUGUAUAUAAAGAGGGAAUUCAACUUAGAGACCCAACCAGCGGCAGAAGGCCUGAUCGUGGCGAUGUCCCUAAUAGGGGCCACCCUAGUCACCACCUGCUCUGGGGCCAUGUCUGACUGGUGUGGCCGCCGUCCGAUGCUAGUAAUCUCCUCUGCAUUCUAUUUCCUCGGCAGCCUUGUCAUGCUGUGGUCCCCGAAUGUAUAUGUCCUCCUCCUCGCGAGGUUUCUUGAUGGGCUUGGGGUGGGUCUCGCACUCACCCUCGUCCCCCUCUACAUUUCUGAAACCGCACCUCCUGAGAUAAGGGGGACGCUGAGCACUUUACCUCAGUUCAUGGGUUCAGGUGGGAUGUUUUUAUCUUAUUGUAUGGUAUUUGGGAUGUCUUUAUUGGAGUCACCGAGUUGGAGGCUCAUGCUUGGAGUUCUCUCUGUCCCGUCGCUUGUAUACUUCCUCUUGAUGGUUUUUUACUUGCCGGAGUCACCAAGGUGGCUCGUGAGUAAAGGGAAGAUGGCCGAAGCAAGGAAGGUCCUGCAGAUGCUGUGCGGGAGAGAAGAUGUUUCUGGUGAGAUGGCUUUGCUGGUGGAGGGACUUGGAGUGGGGGGUGAGACAUCCUUGGAGGAAUAUAUAAUUGGCCCUGCCAAGGAACAGAUGGACGAGCAAGAUCUAGCCUAUGAGAAAGAUCAAAUCAAGCUAUAUGGAGCUCAGGAGGGUCUUUCUUGGGUCGCAAGGCCCAUCAAAGAGGAGAACAAUCUCGGAUUUGUGUCUCGUCAUGGGAGCAUAGCAAGCCAAUCUAGGUCUUUCGUGGACCCACUCGUGACUCUCUUUGGGAGUGUACAUGAAAAGCAACCCGAGAUGGGGAGCAUGCAGGGCACACUUUUCCCACACUUUGGGAGCAUGUUUAGCAUGGGAGGAGGGCAUCAACAGACAAGGAAUGAGCAGUGGGAUGAGGAGAGUGUUGCCAGGGAUGGCGAAGAGUAUCAGUCCGAUGCUAAUGCUGGUGGUGGUGAUGAGUCCGAUGAUAAUUUGCAUAGCCCAUUGAUCUCACGUCAGACUACGAGUGUCGAGAAGGACAUGACCCCACAUGCUCAUGGAAGCACAUUCAGCAUGAGACAAGGCAGUCUUGUGCAGGGCACUGGUGAAACGGUUGGGAGCACUGGGAUUGGUGGGGGAUGGCAGCUUGCAUGGCAAUGGGCGGAGAAAGAGGGCCCUGAUGGGAAGAAGGAAGGAGGGUUUAAGAGGAUCUACCUGCACCAAGAGGGUGCCACAGGAUCUAUUCGGGGUUCCUUGGCUUCUCUUCCAGGUGGUGGUGGAGAGGAAGGAGAGUUCAUUCAGGCCGCUGCUUUGGUGAGCCAGCCGGCUCUUUUUUCCAAGGAGCUUAUGAAGCAGCACCCUGUGGGUCCUGCUAUGGUCCAUCCAGCGGAAACUGCUGUCAAAGGGCCGAGUUGGAGAGAUCUGUUCGAGCCUGGAGUCAAGCGUGCUUUAAUUGUCGGGAUCGGAAUUCAAAUGCUUCAGCAGUUCUCCGGCAUAAAUGGGGUCCUCUACUACACCCCCCAAAUUCUUGAGCAGGCAGGUGUUGCAGUUCUUCUCUCGAGCAUGGGCUUCAGUUCGACUUCUGCUUCCCUACUUAUCAGUACCAUCACGACCUUGUUGAUGCUUCCUUCUAUAGUUGUUGCCAUGAGGCUCAUGGACACCUCGGGUAGAAGGACGUUGCUUCUACACACUAUCCCAGUCCUCGUGAUCUCUCUUGUUGUCCUAGUCCUUGGAAGCAUCAUUCAUAUGGGCACUGUCCUCAAUGCAGUGAUAUCCACCGUCGGUGUCGUGUUCUAUUUCUGCUUCUUCGUGAUGGGAUAUGGGCCCAUCCCCGGCAUCCUCUGUUCAGAAAUCUUCCCCACGCGUACCCGUGGCCUCUGCAUCGCCAUAUGCGCCCUCGCCUUCUGGGUCGGAAACAUUAUCGUCACCUAUACCCUUCCUGUGAUGCUCAAGUCAGUCGGGCUUGCAGGCGUCUUUAGUAUGUAUGCCGUUGUCUGUGUGGUAUCAUGGGUGUUCGUGUUCCUUAAGGUCCCUGAAACCAAGGGCAUGCCCCUGGAAGUUAUUACAGAUUUCUUCUCUCUCGGCGCGAAACAGGCUGCAGCCUCUAAGAGCAAGUGACUUGGAGGCAGACACAGAUAGAAGCUCCCUUUUUCCCAGAUUUGGCUGAGUUUCUCUUCGUUCUCUUUGCUAUUGUUCUUUCGAUGGUUGGGAAAUAGGAGCGUGAUUAUUUGGUCAUAAUAUGCGAGUCCUCUCUCUUCGGUGGAGAGCGGUUCAUGUAUUCCGGUUGUGCCAGAAUUUCUUUUUUCAACCUUAUUGCCACCAUUGUUUCUUCCGAGCUUCCGAGUGUGCUCGUUUACUUCUUUAUGUACGAAAAUAUAUCAAAUUCAUCAGUUGUCCGAGA